Messenger RNA from [Torrubiella] hemipterigena, 1284 nucleotides. Lineage: Eukaryota; Fungi; Ascomycota; Sordariomycetes; Hypocreales; Clavicipitaceae. The record is from the annotation of a GenBank genome assembly.
AUGCAAGAUCGCAUAUCAUUUGAGCCCGAACCACUGGUGCGACCCGGCCCCGAUGCCAAGCAUGUCUUGGUCAUUGGUGGCGGUGUUACUGGCUUGGUUACAUCUUGGGCUCUCCUUGAUAGAGGUUUCAAAGUCACCAUUAUGUCUAAGCAGUGGGCAUCAUAUACCAAGGAACAGCGCCUCACCUCUCAAAUCGCUGGUGCCCUGUGGGAAUACCCCCCUGCGGUCUGCGGCCAGCACACUGAUACAAUCUCACUGCACCAUUCAAGACGAUGGUGUAUGCUUGCGUACAGAAUCUGGGACGCCAUUGCCUCAGAUCCGGAGCUGUCACGCACCUCUGGCGUUCAGAUGAAGCAAUCGGCGUUCUUCUUCCCAUUCAAGAUCGAAGAUGACGCAGAGCAACACCAAAAGAUGCUUGAUAUCGAGGCUAGUGGAGUUCGAGGAUUCCAGCACUCUGUAAACUUGGUAGAGCACUACGGUGUUGACCCAAAAUAUGGAUGCAAAGAUGCCUACGAGCUAACAGCUCCCAUCAUCGAUACUGAUACCGCUAUGACGUGGUUGAUGCAGCUCACAGCCAGCAAAGGUGCCACCUUUGUUACUGAGACUAUCGAGGGCGACAUCUUUGCACAGGAAGAGGAGCUCCUUAAGCGAUUCAACAGCGACGUUAUUGUAAAUGCCACAGGUCUCGCUGGAUUCCAAAUUGCCAGCGACAACUCCUGCUACCCGAUUCGCGGUGCUCUUGUCCGCGUCAUCAACGACGGAAGCGAUUUUCCAAAAGUUGAUGCCGCACUGAGCAUUUCUGCCGAUGCUCGCCACGAGAACCACACACCCAAUGAGAUUGUGUUUAUUGUGCCCAGAAGUGACCGAGUCUUGCUACUCGGCGGCAUAAGCCAACCGCACGAGUGGAAACUGGAUUUGACUCUUGAAUCUCCAGUUGUUCAGCGCAUGAAGGCCAGAUGCCAAGAAUUCUUACCAAGGCUUCAAAAUGCUCGCCUCGACGAAGAUUACCCCCUUGCGCAAGGACUGCGACCGUUCAGGCAAAGAAAUGUCCGCGUUGAGCGGGAGUUGAGAUAUCACCAGACACCAACACAAGAGGACGGAACCAACACUACUAACAGUCAGGCAAGUGCUGGUGACAAUGUUGGCACUGCCAGCAAAAUUGUUCACUCCUACGGACAAGGUGGUGCAGGCUGGAGUCUGUCGUUUGGUUGCGCUGAGACUGCGUUGGGGCUCGUUGAAGAGGUCCUGGCGGGCAAGCCGCCCAAACCCAUGUCUUUGGAGUAA